UUAAAGGCUGAGCGCGGCGAGCGAGCGAGCGGCGCGCCGGGUCCCCGCCGGCUCCCGCGGCCCCCGGGGCCUUUGUGCGCCGCGGCGGGGGGAGGGAUGCGGCGAGGAGGGGGCCGGCGGCGGCGGCGGCGGGGUGACAAUGGGAGAGGGACGGCGGCGGCACCGCGGAGGCUUCGCCGCACCGGGCCCCGGCGAGUUACUUCCCGUGGGAUGCCGAGGGCAAAGAGGGGCUGCCCGGGAAAAGGCGCCGUUUGCACGCAUGUGCAUGCGUGUGCAUGCAUGUGCAUGCUUAUGCAUGCGUGUGCAUGCAUGUGCAUGGGUGUGCAUGCGUGUGCAUGUGCACGCGUGUGCCCGCGCAGCCGUCCCACCCUGCCCUGUGCCCGCAGGUCUGUCGAAGAUGCACUGGUCACCGGAGCACGCCCAGUCCCUCAACCAGUGGCCGGAGCAGCACCUGGACGUCUCCUCCACCACCUCGUCGCCGGCCCACAAGCCCGACCUCUACCCCGGCGGCCGCCAGCGCUUCAACUACGCCUGGGCCAACGACGACAUCUCGGCGCUGACGGCCUCCAACCUCCUCAAGAGGUACGCGGAGAAGUACGCGGCGGCGCUGGACGCGCCCUACGAGCGCCCGGCGCUCGGCGGCUACGGCGAUGGCGCCUUCGGGGGCCUUAACGGGCAGAAGGGCGACGGGGAGCCCUGGGCGGCGGCGGCCGGCCCCGACGGCGCCUACGGGCUGAGCGCCGCGCACGACGGCCUGGCCGGCGCCAAGGCGGCCGGCGCCUCGGGCAGCGCCGCCGCGCCGCCCCCCGCCCUGCCCGAGCCCGUCUACGGCGGCGGCUCCUGCGGCAGCGGCGGCGGCGGCGGCGGCGUUGGGUCGCCGCAGGAGUACGGCUACGGCGGCGCCUACUUGCCCUCGGGCUACUGCGGCCAGGCGGCCGCGCACGCGCCGGCGGGGCUGCUGCCGCCCGCCUCCGCCCUGGUGCCGGGCUACGCGGCGGCGGCCGCCGCCGCCGCCGCCGCCACCGCCGCCGCGCCGGGCUACGGCUACGCCGCCGGCUACGCGCCGCAGCCGGGCUACGGCGGCGUGCACCCGCCCCACCCCGCCGCCUCCUACCUGCCGGCGGCCAUCGCGGCGCCCGCCCCGCUGCCCCGGCCCCCCGCGCCGCCCGCUUACGGCGGCUACCAGAGCCCCGGGCCGGCGCCGCCGCCGGUGGCGGACGCCUCCCUGAAGCGCAAGGCCUUCGACAUGGCCGGCGGCGCGGACGAGGCCGACGGCCGCUACGGGAAGUUCGGCUACGAGGCGGCGAAGGCCGCGCCGGCGUCGCCCUACGGCAACGGCUACGGCGGCGGCGGCGCCGAGCCGCCGCAGGGGCCCUUCAAGGCCCCCAAGGCGCCGGGCUUCGGCGGCCCCGCCGGCGCCGAGCCGCCGGCCGCCGGCGACCCGCUGGGGCUGGAGCCGGCGGACGGCGGCAAGAUGGUGGACGGCGGCCCGCCCGUGCACUGGGCCGACAUCGCCGGGCAGGCCUCCGUGAAGGCCGCCCUCGAGGAGGAGCUGGUGUGGCCGCUCCUGCGGCCCGGCGCCUACGCCGGCGCCGGCCGGCCGCCCCGCACCGUGCUGCUGUUCGGCCCCCGCGGCGCGGGCAAGACGCUGCUGAGCCGGUGCGUCUCCACGCAGCUGGGCUCCAGCCUCCUGAAGCUCAGCGGGGCGGCCCUGCUCUCCAAGCGGAAGGCCGAGGCCGAGAAGAUCCUGCAGACCGUCUUCUUCGUGGCCGGCUGCCGGCAGCCCUCGGUGGUGCUCAUCACGGAGGCCGAGGCGCUGCUGCCGGCCCGCGCCGGCGAGGACGGCGGCCAGGCAGGCGCCCUCAAGUCGCUGCUGCUCUCCUACCUGGACAACGUGGCUACCUCAGCCGAGCACGGCGUGGUGGUCAUCGGGACCACCCGCCGGCCCGGCGCCAUGGACGAGGCCUCGCACCGGCGCUUCGCCAAGCGCUUCUACGUCUCGCCGCCGGACGGCGCGGCGCGGCGGCAGAUCCUGCAGCACGCCCUGGCGCGGCGCGGCUGCUGCCUGGGCGAGCGCGAGAUGGCCUCGCUGGUGCAGCACACGGAGAGCUACUCGGGCGGCGAGCUGGUGCAGCUGUGCCAGCGGGCCGGCGCCGGCACCGGCACCGCCGCCGGCACCGCCGCCGGCGCCCUGCCCGGCCAGCUCCCGCCGCCCUCCUACAAGGAGCUGGAGAGCGCCCUCCGCAAGGUCCGCCCCGCCGCCUCCGCCGAGGAGCUGGACUUGUUCGUGGAGUGGGACAAAAUGUACGGGUCGGGGCACUGACCCCCGCGCCGCAGCCCCCCGGGAAGGACGCCCCCUUCCCCCCCAAAAAACGGGGAAAAAAACACCAAAAAAAAAAAAAAAUCCUCCUUUUCUCACCGUCCCCGCCCGGCUCGGCGGGCCUUCGCUGUUGGAAGUAGUCGCUCGCUGAACUCAGGAUAAUCUAUUUAUUAUUUGCCUGCUUUCCCGCGCGCCCGCGCCGAGCCCGGCGCGUGCCGGAAGCCGGCCGGCGCCGCGGGAGGGAGGCCGGGCAGGGCGCGGCGCGGGGGCUCUCGCGCCGGGACCACGUAGCUCGUUUGAUAUGCUAGACCUCCUUUUUAUUUUUGUAAGGUAUGUAGUCGUUUUGUUUUGUUUUCUUUUUAACUACUCAGGAAAAGAAUUACCUCAGAAAAAAGCAAAAAAAAAAAAAAAAAAAAAAACAGAAUGUGUUUUUAAAAACUCUUUUGAUCUUCGCAGAAAGGAGAUUUUGAGAGUUUUCAGACUUAGGACAAAGCUGUGUCGUGCAUUUGCUUCCAAAAAGGGUGACAGAAAGAAAGAAGAACGAAAGAAAAAGAAAGGAAAGGAAAAAAAAAACUUGAAGUUGUUACAAAGAUGAAAGUUGAAUGUAUUUCGGGUGCUUUUCACUUAUAUUAUGCCAUAAUUUUAUUUUAAUUUUUUUUUUUUAACAUUGUAGCGUUUGGUGGAGUAAUGUGUCUUCAACGGAAAGCGUGUUAGUGCCGUAGUGUACAGGCUGUCGCCAGCACCACUUUUUGGAGCGAGCCGCCGGCCGCUCGCUGCCCGCGCCGCCGCCGCCGCCGC
Messenger RNA from Rhea pennata, 3118 nucleotides. It is a transcript of the gene FIGNL2, whose product is annotated as fidgetin like 2. The coding region runs from base 140 to 2323 and encodes 727 amino acids. The transcript has 2 exons. Gene Ontology annotation, molecular function: microtubule severing ATPase activity; ATP binding; ATP hydrolysis activity. NCBI's taxonomy places the organism in Eukaryota, Metazoa, Chordata, Aves, Rheiformes, Rheidae. The record is from RefSeq and is a predicted model, not a curated record.